AUGACAUCUAAAAAAGAUGUGAAAAGUUUAGAGAAGGAUGGAAAAGUUGUUGCAAAAUGGGGGGAUAACAGUAAAACAGAAAGUUUGCUGAAAAUUUGCAUUGAAGAAAUAGAAGCGGGUAAUAGGCCAACUACCCACUUCAGUAAAGAAGGGUGGAAGAAUAUUACUGAAAAAUUUCAAAAUAAAACCGGAUAUGCUUAUGAUCGCACUCAACUAAAGAAUAGAUGGGAUACAUUGAAAAGAGAGUUUUCGUCAUUUGUGAAGUUAGUGGAUAAGCAAACUGGAGUAGGAUGGGAUCAUGAAAAGAAAACUAUCAUGGCUGACGAUGAUUGGUGGGCUGAAAAAAGUAAGGAGGAUCCAGAUAUUUUGAAAUGGAAACAUGGAGGACCUAAGUUUGUUGAAUUGCUAGAUAAAUGUUUCAAGGGUGCCAUAGCUACUGGAUUCACCCUUUACAAACCAUAUGAAGAUCAAUUACCAUGUGAAGGAUCAAAAUCUGUUUUUGAAGACGAUCGUGAGAAUAACACAAUUACUGAGGAUGAAGGAGAUGCAGAUAAUUUUGAUGUUGGCACUGAAGUACAACCCAACCCAACACCAAGUUCUUCCAAAAAGAGAAAGAAUAUGACGAGUGACAAUUCAAGUAAGAGUUUGGGUGAGAGUUCAGAUGAUAGUUCAUAUGAGAGUGACAAUACUUCUGAAAUAGAUAUUGAAGUCCAACAGGUUGAUAGAAGUCAAUAUCAUAUUGCAACGGUGAUGGCUGCUUUUGUGGUUACAAACCAUGUUUUGAAAUACAUUGUCAAAGAAAAGAAAACUACGUCAAUUCUCUCUGGCCAACUAUGGUUUGUAGAGUUGAUAAUAGGAAAUGAUAACAGGUUUUUUGAGCAACUUCGAAUGAGGAAACAAGUCUUUCAGAAUUUGAGAAACAAAAACCGUUUUUUCAAUAGGAAAGGACAUACAAGUACUAAUGUGAUGGCUGUGUGUGACUUCAAUAUGUGCUUUACUUUUGCAUUGUGUGGAUGGGAAGGAUCUGUUCAUGAUGCAAAGAUUCUUAUGGAUACUCUUCGUAAACCCAAUUUACGAUUUCCUUAUCCCACAGAAGGUAAAUACUAUCUUGUAGAUUCAGGAUACCCGUCACUUAAAGGUUUCUUGGCACCAUACAAGAAUGCAAGGUAUCAUCUUACACAUUUUAGACUUGCUCCAGGAUUCAAAUCAAGAAAUGAAAAUUUUAAUUAUUAUCAUUCUAGUUUGAGAAGUGUGAUUGAAAGAACUUUUGACGUGGUAAAAGCAAGAUGGAAAGUAUUACAAGAAAUGCCUAAUUUCAAGCUUCAAACUCAAAUGGCUAUUAUUUGGGCUUGUUUUGCACUUCAUAACUUUUUAAGAAGAACAGACUCAAGUGACUUGGAUAUUCUUGAAAGUUUAGAGAACAUCAAUGGUUUACAAGACAAUGAGCAAGACUUCCAUGAAGGAGAUGGAAAUGGUGUACCUACUCAUGGUGAAUGGCAAGCUCCAACUCAAGCUGAUGUUAGAUAUAUUGAAGAAAUAAGAAACACUAUCAGAGACCAAUUGGCAAGAAACAUGGGGCGACAGCGGCAAUAA
Messenger RNA from Lathyrus oleraceus (garden pea), 1593 nucleotides. RefSeq lists its product as uncharacterized. NCBI's taxonomy places the organism in Eukaryota, Viridiplantae, Streptophyta, Magnoliopsida, Fabales, Fabaceae. The transcript has 6 exons. The record is from RefSeq and is a predicted model, not a curated record. The coding region runs from base 1 to 1593 and encodes 530 amino acids.